GUCACUGAAGUUGUUAAGUGACGACUUGACGAGAGAGAGAGAGAGAGAGCUCAAACAGAUAUUCUAGUGUAAGGACGACGAGUGUGCGCCGACUGCUCGCCCCGGUGAACUGUACAAGACGUGUGGGCAGCCGCGGACAAGCGUAGCCCAGCCAAAAUCCCAGCACAGGUUUCUCAGAUCGGUUGGCACUAUCUUGUAGUCGCCAUGACGCGGCGCCCGAAUUGAUCGAUCGUCGCGGCCGCCACCUGACGACAAAGGACAGCCGCAGAGCUCAGGCUCAGCUCGAUGUUCCCAAACGCGGGCGAGGACAAAGCGGCAUAGUGGAGACAGACGGGGCGUGGACCGUGGCGGCGUGAAUACCACGAACGCCCUUGUCGUGCGCUCGCCUGCGGACAAAGCCCUGUGUCACGGCGCGAGGGCGAGGCAGUCGCGCGCGCGCGAGCCUCGGCGGGCGACGGCUGCCUAUAUAAGGCGCGCCGCACCGGCGGGUUCCGGCGUCUCGCCUCGAGUACGUUCGUUCGUUCUGUCUGUCUGUCUGUCAGUGCUGCGUUGGAAGCUGCCGCACGUCGUCGCUGAGCACAGGGAGGACGAGGAGCGGAGUAGUAGCGGCGGCGGCAGGGAACUGAUGGAGAGCAGCGGCAUGAUGCUGGUGAAGAGCGAGAUCGAGAGCUGCUACCCGGGGCCGUCGGCGGCGGCACCCAGCGUGGUGAUCGGGGGAGCGCCGGACGGCGUCGAGGGGGGCCAUCGUCAUCAGGUGGUGAGGAGGAGGAGGAGGGAGCCGCCUCUCCUCGCGCCCAUCGGCGGCGGCGGCGGCAUUGGCAAGCCGCUGCCGAGCAUCACCGUCAAGAGGAGCUCCAGGUUCCGUGGGGUCAGCAGGCAUCGAUGGACGGGUCGGUUUGAGGCGCAUCUGUGGGACAAGAACUCGUGGAAUCCGACGCAGCGGAAGAAAGGCAAACAGGUGUAUCUGGGAGCUUAUGACGAGGAGGAGGCUGCUGCGAGGGCCUACGACCUCGCUGCUCUCAAGUACUGGGGGCCUACCACCUACACGAACUUCCCGGUCAUGGACUACGAGAAGGAGCUGAAGGUGAUGGAGAACCUCACCAAGGAAGAGUACCUUGCAUCGCUGAGGAGGAAGAGCAGUGGCUUUUCAAGAGGAGUGUCUAAGUACAGAGGGGUUGCCAGACAUCAUCAGAACGGGAGAUGGGAAGCGAGAAUCGGGCGCGUCUUCGGCAACAAGUACCUCUACCUAGGAACUUACAGCACGCAAGAAGAAGCCGCCCGCGCAUACGACAUCGCGGCGAUAGAGUACAAGGGCGUGAACGCGGUGACCAACUUCGACCUGAGGUCCUACAUCACGUGGCUGAAGCCCAGCGCUCCGCCGGCCGCCUUCAACCGGGAGGCGCUCGUGGCGCAGGCAGCGCCGGCCGAGCAGCUGCAGCUCCACCACCACCCGGCAGAGACGGCCCAGAUGCUCCCGCGAGGCAACCCGUUCCUGCUGGACCACAUGACCAGUAGCGGCGGCGGCCAGGAGGCCUCCAUGUCCACGGUGUCUCCCGGCGGCAUGAGGAGGCGAGGCUCCUCCACCGCGCUCAGCCUCCUGCUCAAGUCGUCCAUGUUCCGGCAGCUGGUCGAGAAGAACUCCGACGCCGAGGAGGGCGCCGGGGACGGGGAGGCGGCUGCUGCUGCUGGUAGUGGUCAUCCAGGGCCAGGAGACGCCUACGAGUACCACAACUUUUUCCAGGGAGAGGCGCCUCCGGACAUGUGCGACCUCUUCUCGUCAGGCGGCGGCGGCGGCGGCGGCCACGCGCGGGUUGCUGGGUUCCAUAGAGACAUCGCCGCGUGCUAUGACGGCGAGGGGCUGGAUGGCUGGAGUGGGUUUGGCAACAUGCCUUCUCUGCAAUAGUUGCCUUAAUUUUGUGUAAUGAAAAUUUUCAAAUUUCCAGCUGCUAGUUUCCCUUUCGCACGCA
Messenger RNA from Zea mays, 1967 nucleotides. Its product is annotated as ethylene-responsive transcription factor WRI1. The transcript is spliced from 7 exons. Bases 626 to 1903 code for a protein of 425 amino acids. Gene Ontology annotation, molecular function: DNA binding; DNA-binding transcription factor activity. Gene Ontology annotation, biological process: regulation of DNA-templated transcription. NCBI's taxonomy places the organism in Eukaryota, Viridiplantae, Streptophyta, Magnoliopsida, Poales, Poaceae. The record is from RefSeq and is a predicted model, not a curated record.